AUGAAAAGCCAGUUACACUUGGCAAAGUGGGUUGACAGGAUUGACCAACUCUUUGGAAAAUCUUUGCCCAACUGGUUAGCUCAGCAAAGUGGGUUGGCAGGAUUAAGCAACUCUUUGGAUUCUUUGACCGAGCUGGUUAGCUCGGCAAAAUGGGUUGACAAGAUUGAUCAACUUCUUGAAUUCAUUGACCGAGUCAGCUUAAAGAUGAGUAGAUUGGUCCAGUCCCAUUGUCAGCAUCUCAAUCGAAGCGAAGAGUAUCUUGGUUUGCAUAUGCAUAGCUCUCCUUUAGAAGCCCGGUACCAGGGACUUUUGGUCCUUAUAAUUGCCAGACACCUAAAGAAGGUCAUCAUUGUGCAAGUCUUUAUUUGGUGUUCUCUUGACGAUCUUCUCUCGACCUCUUUUCACCUUCAAGUAGUAGCACCAACCGUCGUCGCAUUGACUGAGAGAAUAUUGGUGGAAUAUCUUGUUGUGAGUGAUGAUGGGUUGAAAGAAAUAGACGAUUCUAUUGCCAACAUUGAACUUGCAGUGAGAUAUAUGAGGUCUUCUCCUCAUAGGCAUGAUGUUUUUAAGAAGUGUGCGGCCACACUCAAACUUGAUUCAAAAGCUCUUGUCUGCCUAGAUGUACCAACUAGGUGGAACUCUACCUAUUUGAUGUUAGAGGCCGCCGAAAAGUAUGAGAAGGCUUUUAACUGA
Molecule: messenger RNA, 693 nt
Organism: Camellia sinensis
Lineage: Eukaryota; Viridiplantae; Streptophyta; Magnoliopsida; Ericales; Theaceae
Source: RefSeq, a predicted model, not a curated record